AUGGGUAAACAAGUCAACUACCCUCGGCAGUUGGACAGUCCAUCAAAACAGCUUAUGCUGGACCUUGUCAAAGACCUGGAGGAGCUCCGGCUCCACAAUUCCGAGUUAAAAAAGGUCAAGGCAUACGAGCGGAGAUCCUUCUACGAGACCCUCGACCGCAUCGACCACGAACGCGAAAUACAACACAAUGCCGCCAUCGAUCGUGUCGCCGCGCUCCAGGGUCAGAGACGGGAGGAAGCCGAGGAAACUCUCAGGGAUCACUUACGGGCCGAGCAGGAGGAACGUCGCCGAAAAGAAGAGGAGGCACGUCGGGAGAAAGAACGGCUAGAAAAGGAAAAGGCGGAAAUAUUACGGCGCGAGCAAGAGGAGGCCGCGCGAAAAGAGGCGGAACGAAAAGCGCAAGAGGAGGCGAAGAAGAAGGCUGCGGAAGAGACAGAGAGGGCACGCAGGACCGCGCAGGAGAAACAGGAACAAAAACAACGGGAACAGCAGGAGGAGGAAAAACGCAAGCACGAGGCUGAAGCCAAGAAGGCAGAACAAGAUGCCGCCCAACACCAAGAGAAUGCUCAACGACAGAAGCAAGCAGAGAAACAGAGACAGAUGGGUGGUGGUCGUCAAACUGCCGAGGAGAAUAAAGCACAGCUUCGCUACGUGGAAUUACACCAGCAUCUAAAGUCAUUCCGUCAAUACCUGAAGGAGCAGGCAAAGGCCAGCCCGGCUGUGAAGCAGUGCAUGGGAGACAUGCGCCGGUCUAUCAAGAAGUCGGUUGGUCAACUGCGUGAGGGCAAGGGAGCCAACAAGACUCAGCUCCAAGAAAUCAAGGGCACACUGGAGAAGGCCGCUGCUAUCCCAGGGCCGUCUUUGGACAUUCGCCAAUUCCUUGCGUUUCCGCCAGAAAACAUUGCCAAUUCCGAUGGUAUUACCGUACCAGCUCUUUUGAUCUACGGCCUGAACAUCUUUUCCAAAGCUUUAAUCUCGUCCCUCAUCACCGAAGCAUCCAUUAACCAGGGCCAUGCUGAACCGAUUGGCAUCGUGGCGGCCCAGAUCUUCUCCCAGGAUGCGUUCAUUUACAAUGGAUGUCACUUGGUUGAUAUCUUAUGGGCGAAAUAUCGUGUAGCAUGUCCAGCUUUAUGGGGAUUUUACGGGGAUGAGAGGACAGAAUCCGGACGACGAGCAGUAGGGUGGAAGAAAGAAGGAGAUGGGACAUUCGUCUCUGAACAGGGUCAUACCGACCGAAUGACAGCGUUAGGGGCUGGUUACGCCGCUCUUACUCUCCGCAAUUUCGGCAAAACGCCGCGCAAGAACCCAUUUCCUAACCAGAUGUUCUGGUAUUCAAUGCAUAAGAUUCUGUCGAUUCCUGUGGAGCACCUACAGGAAACACAUAUUUCUCUCCUGGCAGCUAUGCUGCGUUCAUCUGCGGAGAGAAUCGUGGGCUUUUUCGGACAUGUGGGUCUUGUGCUGAUGAGGAGGGCGAUUGUCGAUAUACCCAACACUCUUCCUCGUAAAAGCAUGAGUGUCAACCAGUUGAAGCUUCUAAAAGACCUUUACAGUCGGGAGAAGAAUAUCAUUAUAUGA
Aspergillus ruber CBS 135680 is the source of this 1575-nucleotide messenger RNA. Its product is annotated as putative RNA export mediator Gle1. NCBI's taxonomy places the organism in Eukaryota, Fungi, Ascomycota, Eurotiomycetes, Eurotiales, Aspergillaceae. The record is from RefSeq and is a predicted model, not a curated record. Gene Ontology annotation, biological process: regulation of translational initiation; poly(A)+ mRNA export from nucleus; regulation of translational termination. The transcript has 2 exons. Gene Ontology annotation, molecular function: phospholipid binding; inositol hexakisphosphate binding; translation initiation factor binding. The coding region runs from base 1 to 1575 and encodes 524 amino acids. Gene Ontology annotation, cellular component: nuclear pore; nuclear pore cytoplasmic filaments; cytoplasm.